Molecule: messenger RNA, 831 nt
Organism: Lizanozyma spartinae
Lineage: Eukaryota; Fungi; Ascomycota; Pichiomycetes; Serinales; Debaryomycetaceae
Product: pheromone-regulated protein
Exons: 1
Coding region: 1-831 (276 amino acids)
Cellular component (GO): cellular bud neck; fungal-type vacuole
Source: RefSeq, a predicted model, not a curated record
AUGCCCUCGAGCUCUAUUCUGGACAUGCCUACUAUGCCUUCCUUAACUGGAAGCUCACUGGCUACAAGUUCCGUAUCCAUAUACAUUCCAAUUGGAGUUGCUACUGGCUCUUCAAACUAUCCUUCAAACCCCUAUAUCUCUGAAUCCUCCUUACCAAAUGGUUUAGUAUUCAUUGUGGUGGGCUCUAUAGUCGGUGCUAUGCUUGUUGCCUUAUUGACCUACAGAUUAGUCUCAUGGUUCUUUGCUCGGAGAUUGGCUAAAAUAGGUAAGGAAAACGAAUACCAUAACUUUGAUUUUAAAGGUUUCAGUGAUAUAGGAUCCAACCUGUCAUUUUUUGAUGCUUCCAGUUCCAUGAUAGCGAAGCCAAUAAGCAGAAGAGGUUCAAUAAUGAUGUUACAACCUCCUCAGCUUUCAUCUGUUUCAUUACCUGAUAUCCUGACUUCUAGUGGUGGCAGUAGUGAUAACUCAUUCUCUGGAAACGAAAAGAACAACAAUUUGACAGGAAUGGUCACCUCACAAGGACAUACUUAUCGAGAUACUAUUGUUGGAGGUAACACUAGACGAGGUUCUAUGUUCAUUUCGCCUGUUAUGGCUAUGAUGAAUAAAAACAGUGGAGGGGAAAUGACUUCAUAUUAUGAUUACAAUGCCAAUAGCUCUGUUGGUGAACCUGAAUCGCCAAUGCUUAACUUCGAAGUACCUUCUGUUACUAAUUCCAGUACUCACUGGUUAUUAGACGAUUCUAAUAAUUCUGACUCGGUAGUGUCUGCCACCAAGAAAUCAGAUAAUCGACCUCCAAGUCAAUAUCUUGAGGAUCUUCUUGACAACUUUUAG